Messenger RNA from Cannabis sativa, 1295 nucleotides. RefSeq lists its product as uncharacterized. The record is from RefSeq and is a predicted model, not a curated record. NCBI's taxonomy places the organism in Eukaryota, Viridiplantae, Streptophyta, Magnoliopsida, Rosales, Cannabaceae. The transcript is spliced from 3 exons. The coding region runs from base 241 to 1032 and encodes 263 amino acids.
CCUAUAUUUUAAAUAGAAAAAAAAAUACAUAUAUUAUAAAUAGGAGAGGAGAGUGAAUGGAAGUGAAGACAAUCAACUUCGAAAACUGCCGAACCCAAACCAACUCUGCACGCAAACUAACCAAACUACCUCUCUUCCUGUCAUCUUCUCUCUUCAAAAAAGAAUAAAAAAAUAAAAACCAUUUCACAAAUUUAUCAAUAUAUAUAUAUAUUUCCGUUUCUAUAUUCACAUAAUAUUUACAUGUCAGAGAGGGGUCUACGGCGUCGAGCUCAGCCCACCGGUAGCCGGAGAAGCAGACCACCGAACCCGUCGCCAUCGCCUUCCCGGAGGACCCCGCCGCCUCGUCGAUCGUUGAUUAAGCCGCACUCCAAACCUAUUAAGAUUCUCAAGCGUUGCUCGUCUGAGCCCCUUCUAUGGAUCGGGAGCAGUAGUAGUAGCAACAGCAGCGAUGGUAACGAGGACGAUCGUCGCAGGAUUUUUGGAUCGGAACAUGUUCUUCUCCGACCCUAUACUUGUACGGAGAUCUUUGCUUCUUCUCCUUCGCUUUUGGGUUUCUCCUCCUCCCCAGGGAAUCACGAGAAGCGAGAUUACAAGAAAGAUGCAAAGGUUGUUCUUAAUGUGACAGUUGAAGGGAGUCCAGGACCAGUUCGGACCAUGGUUAAGUUAGGAUCAAGUGUGGAAGAGACUAUUAAAAAUGUUGUUGAGAAAUACAAUGAAGAAGGUCGAACCCCUAAGCUUGAGAAGGAUUCACCAUCUUCCCUUGAAUUGCACCAUUCCUAUUUCAGCCUUCAAAGUUUGGAUAAAUCAGAUGCAAUCGGAGAUGUGGGUAGUAGAAGCUUUUAUCUUAGAAAAAGAAGCAGCAGAAAUGGAGCUUCAUUUACCUCUGAAACAUCUUCUUUAAGAGCUUCUUCCUCUGGAAUUGUUGUUCAACCUCCUCCUGUCUUCUUACUACCAAAUUUUGUUGCCAUUGGUGUACAAAAAAUGGUAAGAAGAACUCGAAAGCUUUGGAAGAUCUUGGUUUGCUCUCAAUAAUAAGGACCUUGCAGACCAUUAAAUUUGAGCUUCUUAUUGCAAUUUUUAGAGUAACACACCAUAUUAUUUAGUGUUACUCUUUAUACUAUUAUGUUAGUUAUAAGUCACACAAGAACACAUUUCAUUCUACAGUAUUAAGUUGUGCAUAUAUAUUUAUAUAUUAUAUUUAUCAUUCUCCAUUUCUUUCUUUGGAGAUGAUCAUGAUCUGCUAUGUAUGUUUAAAUUUACCAUAUAAAUUGAAAGGAAAAUUGAAUUUUUCUUUU